This is a messenger RNA of Symbiodinium natans, 3204 nucleotides long. Lineage: Eukaryota; Dinophyceae; Suessiales; Symbiodiniaceae. The record is from the annotation of a GenBank genome assembly.
AUGCAGCAGUACGGGUGCCAGGACCUAGUCCAGGAGCUGGACCAUCUCCAGAACUUGUGCAGCAUGCUCCCAGACAGCCCAGUGGCAGCGUCAAUGGCUUCCACCUUCUGCACAAAGCUGAAAAGCUACCAGUCCUGGUCCUCCGAAGCCAUCUGCCAGUUGUUAGCCAAGACCCAGGCUUCAACUUUCCCUGAAGCCAUGAAGAGUGGCAUUCUGGAUACCAUCCAGAACUUGAGCACGAGCCAAGGAUCUCACUUGAAGCUCGUGAACUCCGGCCAGAGUGUGCCCAAUUUGGCGCCAUACUUGACCCACUCAGAUUGGACAGCCUUGACCACUUACGUCACCCAGACGGACCAGUUGCAGGUUUUGGCCAAGCGGCUGAAAGGCAUGGGAGUCCAAAGCCUGAAGGAAGGCACCAAGGCACAGGCUGUGGCCGUAAUGUUGAUGGUCCAAUCUGGCCAAGGCAGGCCAUGCCUCAGCCCAGACUCCAUCAUCUCUGCCGUCGCCGACUUUGCAGCGGUUUUCCAAGCUUUGCCAGCGACAAGUUGCCCGGGAGCAGCGACCGACCCGGCCAACCCCAACGAGAUGGGAGAAGUCUGGCUGGGAAAAGCUUACCCCACGGACAAGCCACUGGGCCAGGAGCCCUGCAUGGCGCCAUGGCUGAAGAAGGUACCAUUGCGGAACACCCAUGCGUCCUUGGCGGCCAACAAGGGCACCAGGUUCAGAGGCAAGCGACCACCUGCAACGCCACAAGCGGCCAUCACGUUUGAAGAAGAGCUGGAGCAGCUGAAGCUCAAGCACGGUCACCAGCCCAAGUCACCGGCACCACUGCCACUGCAGUCUUUCGGGGCUCCCACCAAGACGGUCGCAGCUGCAACCGCGAACCAGGUCUUGCCGUGGCUGCCACCAGCCCCUUCCCAGCCAACUGCAGCUGCCAAGGCCGAAGACACCAAGCCACCCACAGAGACUGCUGGCAAGGAGACUGCGGCCACAGACCCCACAAAGAACGACCAGUCUCCCAAGCAGGAGAAGAAAACUUUGGAGCAGUUCGAAAAGGAGGCCUUCGCCAAGCUCCAAAGCAAGAAGAACGAGACCAAGAAGCAGGCCAAGGAGACGAAGCAGUCCAAGGGCAUGAAGCGGCCAGCUGCGGCACCGCAGCUUCUUACUUUCAAAGCCGCUUUGCCAGCUCACUCCCAGAGUGCACUGGCUGCUUUUGUCGACGCCGCCAAGGAGCAAGGCCUCCCAGAGAAGAGCUCUUCCAAUGACCAGCGGAAAGCCAGGGACGAGCUUCUACAGAGCUGCCAUGGUGGGCCACUGGGUCCUUUGAUCCAAGAAGCAGAGGUCACCACCGAUGAUGGUGCCAAAGUCACCAUGUAUUUUGCCAACCUUUUGGUCUACUUGGCCAGCCUUUUCCAGAUGGGUGGAAGCUUCCAUGAUCUGGUCCAAAGGAAGCACCGAGCCAACCCAUCAUCGGUCUCCAAGCCAUGGCAACUUAGUAUUUAUUCGGACGAGGUGAUUCCUGGAAACGUGUUAGGACCAGCCCAACGAAAGUUGUGGGCGAUCUAUGCCAGUUUCCAAGAGAUGGACCAGUUCCUCCACCACGAAGACCUCUGGCUCACCAUCUCCCUGGAAAGGUCCAGCUUCGUCAGCCAGGUCCAAGGCGGCGUUGGCCAGAUCAUGUCCAAGAUCUUGGAAGCCAUCUUCGCCAAUGCCCACAUGGAACCACAGGCAGGGUUUUUAUUGAAAAGUCCAUGUGGCCCAGGUUCCGAUGUUCGACUGCAUUUUCGGUGGGCCAUUUGUCUUGCAGACGGUGCUGCCCACAAGCAGAUUUGGUCCAGCAAGGGGGACGCAGGCACAAAAUUCUGCAUCCUUUGUGCCAACAUCCACUCAGGACAACCCACCACUGGCGACGACGAGGACACCAUGGACCAUCGCACCACCAAGUACAGCCAGUUGGUCUUGACCACUGACGAAGACGUCGUCCAGUCCUUCCACAGAUUAAACGAAAGGCGAGCCACGUGCAGGACCAAAGCUGAAUUCUCGCAGUGGCAACAAGCCACCGGCUGGACCUGGAAUGCCCAUGCCUUGCUCCUCAACCAGACUUUGUUGGCCAAGAACCAGGUGAAGCCAGUCAGCCAAUUCUGCCAUGACUGGAUGCACGGCAUUCUGCAAGGAACGGCCCCGGUCGUGCUGUUCCACACCUUCCAUGCCAUCUCUGAGCACUACAACAUUUGGGAGGCCAUGGGCCCAUACAUGGCCAUGUGGAACUUUCCAGGUGCUACCAAAGCCGGUCACUUGGCCGGUUUGUUUGACGCCAGCAAGGUCGCCAAGUACAAGAGCAGCCACAAGUUCAGUUGCCAGGCUUCCGACCUGCUAGGCAUUUAUCCAGUCGUUCGCCAUUUUUUGCAUUCUGUACUUGUGCCAAGCGGAACCUGCCCAAAGCCCUGCCAAGCUUUCCUCAGCCAGGCCUGCUUGUUAGACCAGGUUCACCAAGGGGUCAUGUAUGGGGCCACCACCAGGGCCAGCCUUCUGGAGGCUGCGGAAGAGUCCAUCCAGAGCUUCCAGCAGGCCAACUUCGACGUGGGAUUGAUGAGGAAGUGGCAUUGGCUCUUGCAUCUUCCAGAUUUUCUCCACCGGCAUGGCUGCCUGCUCUCCACUUUUACCAGCGAACGGAAACAUAAAACAAUUUCGGCUUUCGCCACCAGGCUCCAGAAGACCACUGCCUUCGAGAUCCACUUGAUGAAGCAAGUGCUCGCCAUGGAGAUCACCACGUUGACAGAGCCCGGGCGGUUUCCAGACUCCUGCCAGUUGGUGAAGCCAAAGAAGCCCAACAAGCAGCAGCUGCAAUUCCUCAACCAGUUUGUGGAUUGCUCCGCGAGCGAAGCCAAGGUUGCUUCCGUCGCGAGGCUCGCAAGGGGUGGUGCCAUCCAUGCCCAGGACGUCGUGGUUUUCCGCCAGGACAACGGAAGAUGGGACCUGGGCCAGGUGCUUUUCCAUUUGGAGCUCGGAGACGACAAAGCCACACUCGUCCAACGUUGGAGGCCAACAGAGACACAGAAGACAAAGCAGUUCGCCAAGUGCUCCAUCACCAACGAGCAAGGCUUCGUGACCAUGGACUCCAUCCUGUACCCACUGGUGUACAGCAAGACCUCGGAGAGCGAGGCCACUGUGCUGCUACAAUACCAGCUGUACCACAGGCUUUGA